CGGUUAGGGCGCCGCCACCGCAGGGAUCAUCAUCGCUGCUGCUGCUUACACUACUUAACCAACGGCGCGACACUCGGGGACCCAAAAAACAUCACUGCGGCUUUUGUAUCGAGGCAUUGAACUGGACAACGCGAUGGUUGCACCGCGCGAGGGCGACGAUAUCGAGGCGUCGCGCGUGAGCUUGUCGUCAGCGACGUUUACGGAUGUGGACGCGGACGCGGGGUCUGAGAAACGACGGGGAGGCGUCAAGGAUGAGGAAAAGGCCGUUGCGGUUUCGGCGGGGGAGCAAGAGCUAGGGUCGCAGCAACAGCCUGCUGGGAAAGAAGCUGGGCAUUCGGUGAACGAUGUUAGCGCGGUGCCGAAUGGUGGUACGAAGGCUUGGUUGCAGGUCUUGGGGGCUUUCUUUUUGUUUUUUAAUAGCUGGGGCAUCACCAAUACGUUCGGCACUUACCAAACGUACUACAAGACUGGGCUGCUCGCCUCUUCAACCCCAUCCGCCAUCUCAUGGAUAGGCUCGAUUCAAGCCUUUCUGCUCAUGCUGGUCGGCGCGCUGACCGGACCCAUCUACGAUGCGGGCUACUUCCGACACCUAUUAGUGGUGGGAUCGUUUCUCAUCGUCUUCGGUCUGAUGAUGCUGUCCCUGUGCACCGUGUACUGGCAAGUGCUUCUCGCACAGGCGUUCUGCGUCGGCAUUGGAACUGGGUGUUUGUUUGUGCCCAGUGUUGCGAUUCUGAGCACGUAUUUCACGACAAGGCUGGCCACGGCGAUGGGAUUGGCAGCUUCGGGGAGCAGCCUUGGCGGCGUCCUUUACCCCAUCAUCCUGCACCGCCUCAUCGGCCGAAUCGGCUUCCCCUGGACCACUCGCGUCAUCGCAUUUAUAGCGCUCGCAACACUUCUAAUCCCCAACCUCUGCAUGCGGGUACGCGUGCUCCCCUCCUCACGGCGCGCAAUGCUAGACCUGCCCGCCUGGCGCGAACCACCAUACACGCUCUUCGUGCUCGGCGGCAUCGUCGGCUUCCUCGGGCUCUACACGCCCUUCUUCUACAUCUCGUCGUACGCGACCUCGCGCGACAUUGUCUCGCCCGACCUCGCGUUCUACAUCCUCGCCAUCCUCAACGCCGCCUCCUGCGCCGGCCGUAUCGUGCCCAACGUGCUGGCGGACAGAACCGGACCUUUCAACAUCAUCGUCCCUUGCGCUGCUAUCACCGGCACCCUCACAUUGUGCCUAAUCCCUGUUACGCAUACCGCGCCGCUCAUCGUCGUCGCGAUCUUGUAUGGCUUUUUCAGCGGCACGUUUGUCUCGCUGCCCCCGACUGUGCUGGUGCAUUUGGCGCCGGAGCGCUCGAAGAUCGGCACUAGGAUGGGGAUGGCGUUUGCGGCGAUUGCGUGCGGCAUUUUGGUUGGCACGCCCGUCGCUGGUGUAAUUUUGAAUGCUGUGGGGUUUAAGUACGUCUGGGUUUUUGGCGGUGUUACGACGAUUGCUGGUUCUUGCUUUAUGUUUGCGGCGAGGGGGUUGAAGCAUGGGUGGAAGUUGAAGCAAUGGGCUUGAGUGGGUUUUGUACUCGUCUUUUUUUUUUU
Molecule: messenger RNA, 1578 nt
Organism: Aplosporella prunicola CBS 121167
Lineage: Eukaryota; Fungi; Ascomycota; Dothideomycetes; Botryosphaeriales; Aplosporellaceae
Exons: 3
Coding region: 134-1549 (471 amino acids)
Biological process (GO): transmembrane transport
Cellular component (GO): fungal-type vacuole membrane
Molecular function (GO): transmembrane transporter activity
Source: RefSeq, a predicted model, not a curated record